Molecule: messenger RNA, 2021 nt
Organism: Populus nigra (black poplar)
Lineage: Eukaryota; Viridiplantae; Streptophyta; Magnoliopsida; Malpighiales; Salicaceae
Exons: 13
Coding region: 332-1636 (434 amino acids)
Source: RefSeq, a predicted model, not a curated record
GAGGAAAAAAAAAAAAAAAAAACGUCCAACACACACAGAGACACAAAAACGAGAGGGUGACAGAGAAGGCUAUAUAUAUCCAGGGAUGGAUAAAUUCCCGUCAACAAUGGUCCACCCACAGUCUUUACAUACCCUCUUUUGAUCUUCUCUCUUCUUUUCUGUUUUUUCGCCGUUCCCUUUUACUUUCCGUUCCAAAACAAAAACAAAGGGAAAAGAAAUUAACAUCUCCAGGUAGAUUUCCUUUCCAUUCUCUUUGUUUUUCCCGAACACAAGAGAAAGGGGGCCUCUGACUUUGAGCCAGCUUAUGCCAUCUUAGCACAAAGGCUCCAGGAUGGCCACCAGCUUUGAUUAUUGGAAUGACUGCGUUGAUGUCCAGGACAUGGAAGCAAUGUGGCAGGAACCUGAAGUUAGCACUGAAUGGUUAGAUGCUGGAGAGACUAAAGGAAAUAAAGUUCACCUUUCACGGGAUCCCGAUGGAGAGCCUUAUUUGACGCAGACUGAGAUGAAGGCUGUAGCUGAUAUCAUUGUCCGAAGACAUUUUGAUUCACAGAUACAGCAGGAUAUGAUAUGUGCUGUAGCUGAACUUGCAAGUGAUAGACAGCCCCUCUCUACACGGUGGUAUGAUAAGAAAACUAAGGAGACAGCCCUGGGGAUCAUGCAGAUUUUACCAAAAACAGCAGAGUGGCUGGUCAGGGAAUUGGGUUAUCAGGCAUAUGAAGUAGAAGGGAAUCCAGAUAUUCUAUAUCGACCUUUUGUUAGCGUCUAUUUUGGUGCUGCUUAUAUUAAAUGGUUAUCGAAAUUCGAAGAAGAAGAAAGAAGUGAAGAGUUCGUAGUUAGGGCAUAUAAUGGUGGUACUAAAAAAGCAACUCACAAAUCAACUUUGCAAUAUUGGAAACGGUACCUUUCAGUCAAAGAAAGUCUCCCAUCCAGAAGAUUUGUCGAUGAAGGUCCUUCACUAAACAAUGCUCAUUCUUCAACUGCUCAAGCUGCACCUGCUACACAAAAUACAAAUGCACCUUCUUCAGAAAAAACAGGUGUUGAUUAUAUAUAUUGGGACUCUAAAGCUUCCCCAGAAGAAAUGCAAGAGAUGUGGAGUUGUUCUGAAGUUGCAAAAGAGUGGACGAAAUCUGGAGAAAAAAGAGGAAAGGUGCGCUUUUCACAUGACAGGGACAUGAAACCAUAUCUAUCUCGGGUAGAAAUGAAGGCAGUUGCAGACAUAAUUCUUUCAAAACACUUCAGUACAAGGGGAGUUAAACCUUCAGUCAUUUGUGCUCUUGCUGAGAUGGUGAGCAUGCGUUUUGUGAAUGGGGUUGGACCGCGAAUCGGAUUAAUGGGAAUCGACUACUCUACAGCUUUCUGGCUUUACAUGGAAUUGGGUUACAGGGCUUAUAGAUUAGAUUCCGCUGGUGAUCUGACCAAGCCAUUUGUGUCUAUGUACUUUGGUGCAGCCUAUUUGGCCUGGUUAUCGGAAUAUGAAGGGAGGGAAAGAACUCCACAGUUUGUCGUUCCAGCUUAUCUUUCUGGGCCAAAGAACGUGAACCAUCAAGAGACCGGUCCCCUUUGGCUUAAAUUCGAGCAAGCUUUGAGCAAUUAUGAAGACAUGAAGAGGGAUCCUGGAAAUUGCACCAUCCUGUAAGCUGACCAGUGAAGUGACGCCAUCGUUCAAAUUGUGCUGAGUGAUGGAUAUUACUGCUGUUAUAGAAGAGCAGUGAAAUGAGUGAAAAGUUUAUUUUCAUAACUCAUUUACAUUAGAAAAUACGAGGGCAGAUCCAAGCAUUAGGGAGAAGAAAGGCUAGCUGUAGCUCCUGUCCUUUUUCUGGUUUCCGAUACACUGGAUUGAGUAAUGGAACAAUCUUAUAUUAUGUUCCUCUCCAUCUUACAAUUACAAUAACAGGGCAUUAGGAGUCAAAGCUCGAGCCCCCCUCCAACAUCAUUUACCCAUAGUAACUGUCUAAGCAAACUGCAUGUGAUUAAAGAUGAUUAUUUAUAUUUGAACUUGCAUAUUAUGCUUCAAAUUCCAA